AUGGGUCAAGUCCCUCUGCCUCUGGAUGGCAUCUCCACUGGCGACUCAGACAUUGAACGGUCCAACAUAACCGAGGUUACGAACAUUAACCAUGUCAAGGGGAAAUCAAAUCCUGCCGCGCUUGGAGAGUCAACCACAGUCAUAGCAGAUGGGAUUGAUAUCCCUCUCAACAUCGAUGCGCUAGAUCCGGCAUUCCAGCUCUCAGAAUGUUUGCGAUCACACGGUAUCGAAGGCCUCCUCGAGGAGGACUACCCAUCAUCCCUCGAUACGAGAUACCAAUCACCAUUUGCAUGGCCAUUACGAAAGAAGAUCACGGUGCUCUUUGGGACCUUCUUCGCCUCGACCCUAGCCGCCUACUCUGCCGGCGCUUAUGCCAUGGCCGCUGCCCCCCUGGUUGAGAAAUGGCGUCUCACGAACACCCAAUUCAACCUAGGCAUCACCCUCUUCGUCUUGGGUUUCGGCUUCGCGCCCAUGAUACUAGCCUUGAUCAGCGAGAUCUACGGCCGCUACUGGGUCUUUGUCGGUUCAGGUGCCGUAUUUUUCCUGGGAACCCUGGGCUGCGCGGUGACACAGUCGUUUCCUGGCAUGUUGGUCUCUCGUCUGAUUACAGGCAACGGGGCAUCAGUCUUUGCGACGCUGACCGGGGGCGUGGUGGGAGACGUAUUCCACAAGGAGAAUCGCAACACGCCCAUGGCCCUUUACUCGCUCACGAUCAUGAUUGGAACCGGGUUGGGUCCCAUGAUCAGCGGUAUAAUCGUUGACAACCUCCAUUGGAGAUGGAUCUUUUACGUGCAGAUGAUCACUGUCAGUUCUACCACGUUAGCCAUCUUCAUCUUCUUCGCCGAGACGCGGAGUAAUGUUGUACUUGAGCGGAAGUGCGUAACUCUCAACAAACAUUUCGACGGUAUUCGCCUGCAGCGGGUCUCGUCGCCGAUUGGGGACAAGACUGGAUUGCGGCAAGGCACCGAGCAGCUUGGCGAGGGCCAGUCGCAUUCUGUUCGUGUCCAGUUCCGCGCCCAUUUUGAGGGUCCUGAGCUUGAUAUGAGUAUCCUUUGGCGGAGCUUCUCCUUCCCCCUGAAACUUCUUUGCACCGAAUCCGUCGUCUUUUGGUUCUCCGCCUGGGUUUCAUUCGCGUGGGCGAUCCUAUACAUGCAGUUCAACAGUAUCGGUCUGGCAUUCCGCUCCGUGUAUGGCUUCAACAGCAGUCAGGUAGGAGGUAUCUACACUUCAGUCAUUGUUGGAUCGGUAAUCGGGGCGGUGAUUACAAUCUUCCAGGAGCCGAUCUUCAAGAAGUUCAUGCCUCAACGGAUGGCAACGCCGGAAGGAAGACUCUAUUCUGCAUGUGUUGAGUCACUCUUCCUGCCGAUCGGGCUGUUUUGGUUUGGCUGGAGCUCGUCUCCCAACGUACCUUGGAUUGUGCCCGCACUCGCAAUCACCUCCGUGACGGUUGGCAUAUUCACCAUCUAUCUGGCUGUCUUCAACUAUCUGGCGGACACCUACCACCGAUAUGCCUCCUCCGCUCUAGCAGCACAGUCUAUGUGCCGGAAUCUGCUUGCCGGAGUGUUCCCUUUGUUUACAAACAUCAUGUUUCAGAGGCUUGGGUACGGUGUUGCGGGAAGUCUACUAGGUGGCAUUGGUUUGCUUCUUUCGCUUGUCCCUUGGUUGCUGUGUAUCUAUGGGGAGAAAAUCAGGGGUCGCAGUCCUUUUGCCGGGCAACUCAAAGCAGGUUGA
Molecule: messenger RNA, 1731 nt
Organism: Colletotrichum paranaense
Lineage: Eukaryota; Fungi; Ascomycota; Sordariomycetes; Glomerellales; Glomerellaceae
Exons: 1
Coding region: 1-1731 (576 amino acids)
Biological process (GO): transmembrane transport
Cellular component (GO): plasma membrane
Molecular function (GO): transmembrane transporter activity
Source: RefSeq, a predicted model, not a curated record